AUGGCGUAUCUACGUGCCGUGUGCACCAGAAUUCUCUUUCUCACCAUCCUGACAAACUUUCUUGCGAUCACGGUCGCGAGCUUGACCAGGGAAUCGAGGGAAAUACACGAUCACGACAAUGAUGACGACUACGUAGAAAUUGGAAAUUAUCUUUUGGAGGUUGAGCUGGCAGGCAAGAGAGAGGAAUUCGAUUUUUUGAACAACCCGGAACAGAAUUGUCAACAUGACUUCACAUCUGACGUCUUUUCUACUCUCGAUAUCGACGUUGCCGACGGACUCGACGACGCCGCGUUUCUCCGUGCUAGUCCCUUAUUCCUCUUCGGAGCGUACGAGAUGGUGGCGGUUUGCCAGGCCGGUCAUGGCGGCACAGAUCUCACUGAAAAUGUGGUGAUGGCGUCACUCAAGAUGGCGGCACCUGAUUCGUCUAACUUGACCUUGACUGAGAAUGACCUCGAAUGCUUUAGCGUUGAAUCUGUCUUCGACGAAACCGUGGAUGACCACGAAACAGGGGCUGACGAUGUCGAGCUCCAGUACGCGGCGCAGGCCGUGGUCGCCGGUCUGCUACAAGGGCAUUGCAUAGGAGAACCCACUCUGCCCUCGACCACGGACUUCACCGAGGCAAUAUUCGAGACGUAUGCGACGUCGGGCGUCAUUCCGGAAGAUGAGUUCGCACACAUGCUGAUGGAGCUUGGAAUCGGUGGGGACCACGACCACGACCACGACCACGAACACAACCGUAGGAGGAGGGAUGUCAUGGCAACACGUUUGAAGGGGCGGGGCAUAGAAAAGCGAGCUACAGACGGCCACGGCCACGACCAAGACCACGACCACGACCACGACCACGAACACACCCGUAGGAGGAGGGAUGUCAUGGGAACACGCUCGAAUGGGCGGGGCAUAGAAAAGCGAGCUACAGACGACCACGGCCACGACCAAGACCACGACCACGACCAUGACCACGACCAGGACCAGGAACACACCCGAAGGAGGAGGGAUGUCAUGGGAACACGCUCGAGUGGGCGAGGCAUAGAAAGGCGAGCUACAGACGGCCAUGGCCACGACAAAGACCACGAACACGACCACGACCAUGGCCAUGACCCCGACCACGGACACACCCGUAGGAGGAGGAAUGUCAUGGCAACACGCUCGAAGGGGCAGGGCAUAGGGAAGCGAGCUACAGACGGCGACGGCCACGACCAAGACCACGACCACGACCACGAUCACGAACACACCCGUGGAAGGAAGGAUGUCAUGGCAACACGCUCGAAGGGGCAGGGCUUAGAGAAGCGAGAUACAGACGGCCACGGCCACGACCAAAACCACGACCACGACCACGACCACGAACACGAACACACCCGUAGGAGGAGGGAUGUCAUGGCAACACGCUCGAAGGGGCUGGGCAUAGAGAAGCGAGCUACAGACGGCCACGGCCACGACCAAGACCAAGACCACGACCACGACCACGACCACGAACACACCCGUAGGAGGAGGGAUGUCAUGGCAACACGCUCGAAGGGGCGGGGCGUAGAGAAGCGAGCUACAGACGGCCACGGUCACGACCAAGACCACGACCACGACCACGAUCACGAACACACCCGUAGGAGGAGGGAUGUCAUGGCAACACGCUUGAAGGGGCGGGGCAUAGAGAAGCGAUCUACAGACGGCCACGGCCACGACCAAGACCACGACCAUGAACACGACCAUGACCACGAACACACCCGUAGGAGGAGAGAUGUCAUGGCAACACGCUCGAAGGGGCGGGGCAUAGAGAAGCGAGCUACAGUAUUGGCUGAUGAUCACGACCACGCCAAUCAUAGCCAUUCACACGUUGCGAAUGUUACAACGACCUGCUUUUCGAGUGAAGAACUUCUCGACAUAUACGGUAUUGACCAUGAAGCUGGAAUCACCGAAAAACAGUUCAACGAACUUUCUCCGUCACUGGUGCAACAAAUCUUGAGUGGAGCAUGCGAAAUUACAACCACUGAGCCAUCGGAAAUCUCCAAAGCAAAAAUGUGGGGAUACGGCACUGUAGCAGUUUUCAUCAUCAGCCUGUCUGCGGUGCUCGGUGGGUUGUUCGUCCCGUGUAUGUCAGAGGGUGUCUAUGACAAGACCAUACAAACAAUGAUAGCUUUAGCUGUGGCUACUCUGACUGGUGAUGCUGUCUUACAUCUUUUACCACAGGCUGUGGGUCUUCACUCUCACGACAGCAGCGGCCACAGCGCUCAUACGCCUACGAGCCCGGAGAUGGCGUAUGUCUGGAAGUGUCUUGUCGUCCAGAUGGCCAUCUACGUCUUUUUCGUCUUCGAGCAGCUGACGAGUUUCACGAAGUGUGGUCACUACCACAACGAUACACUUUCCGCGGAUGUGGAGAUGACAGACAACGGGCACCAGGGGCGUUCCUACGGUUCCAUGAAGCGAGGAUCGUUUGCUAAUGGAAACAAUAAAGUAUCUCACUCAGAAUCGAAGAGCGAACUAACAGCUAAUGAGGCAAAGGCAUUUGAAGCUGAACUACCACCCUCAACCGAAGAUACUGAUUGCUGCGUAAGGGGUAAGUUUUUGAUUACGUCACACUACGGCCUCUCCGUUGCAUACGAUGCGUCAUUUUCCUGA
This is a messenger RNA of Strongylocentrotus purpuratus (purple sea urchin), 2610 nucleotides long. Its product is annotated as zinc transporter ZIP10-like. The transcript has 9 exons. NCBI's taxonomy places the organism in Eukaryota, Metazoa, Echinodermata, Echinoidea, Camarodonta, Strongylocentrotidae. Gene Ontology annotation, molecular function: zinc ion transmembrane transporter activity. Gene Ontology annotation, cellular component: membrane. Gene Ontology annotation, biological process: zinc ion import across plasma membrane; intracellular zinc ion homeostasis. The coding region runs from base 1 to 2610 and encodes 869 amino acids. The record is from RefSeq and is a predicted model, not a curated record.